CCGUCAAUUGCGACUUGGAAUUACUAUCCAUCCAUCCAACAAAGCAAAGCAAAGCAAAGCAAAGCAAAGCAAAGCAAGCUUCUUCUACUACUCUUUUCAUCAUCGCAUUCCAAAACCUCUCCACACAAAUCUAUCUAUCCCACAUUCUUCAACAACCACCACCAUCAAAAUGACUAUCCCUUAUCCCUUGAUCGGCCCUGAAUCCUACGGCCUUGGCUCCAAGCAGGCUCGUCGCAACCGCAGUGCCUGCAGCACCCCUCGCAGCGUUGACAGCAACGUCAUUGAUGCUGCUUUCGCCAAGGAAGUCCAGUCUACCAACGCCUCCCAAGAGCAUUUGGAUUCUUGUGCCAGCAGCAACAAGUCUGAGAAGAAGUGGAAGGCUAGAUUCUCGAGGAAGUUCUUCCACUUCGCUUGAACUACACCACACUAUACACAACAUUACACUACGAACGAAAACAUCAUAAUCAACAACAACAAUAAUGAAUCGCUGGACGGAAUAUAGCAAAGCAAAGCAAAGCAAGCAAAGCAUGGGUGUUUAGAUGGAUUGGAUUGCAUAGUC
This is a messenger RNA of Aspergillus costaricaensis CBS 115574, 559 nucleotides long. RefSeq lists its product as uncharacterized. The coding region runs from base 170 to 415 and encodes 81 amino acids. The transcript has 2 exons. The record is from RefSeq and is a predicted model, not a curated record. NCBI's taxonomy places the organism in Eukaryota, Fungi, Ascomycota, Eurotiomycetes, Eurotiales, Aspergillaceae.